AUGAAUUCGACGGAGGUGGUGGCGACAAACGCCACAAAACCGUUUGACGAGAACUUCACAUUAGGAGAAACUGCGUUUUAUGUGAGCUGUGGUGUUGUCGGAACGCUGUUCAACUCAAUUGUGCUAUGGAUCGCGCUCAGAUACAUCAAUACGGAAGACAAACCGAGACAAAUCAUCGUGAUUAACAUGACAGUGGCGGAUCUUUUGAUGUGCAUCGUCUACAUGAAAACGCGUCCAUGGCUGAAAUACUUUGAUCCACACCUCUGCCAUCCCUACUAUCUGAUCAUAUGGACGUGUCAAAUGUGUAGUUGUCUGAAUCUCGUUUGGUUGAAUGUCGACAAGCUCAUCUACAUUCAAUUUCCGCUGCAUUACUAUCAAAUUGUCAACCGGACGAGGCUAUUAUGGGUGUCAGCUGCAACGUGGAUCGGGUUGAUUGCACUCAACAUUGCGCUUGUUAGCUUUCUGCAAGUUAAUGGAAGCUGCCUUCGAACAAUGCUCAAUCCAUACGUCUACAUUCUCAAUCCAAUCUUCUACGUCGUCAUGAUCAUCACAUCCUUCUCCCUAUCCGCUCUGAUCUACUGUAUUGCUCAUAACCUAACUCAUAUGGAGGAGAGACAGCGAUCGAAACUUUUCCGCCGCCUCUUCUUCCUUUUCUCCAGCACUCUAUGGACCUUUUUCACCUGCCUCCCAUAUCGCCUUCUUUAUCUAUUCAGCAGCUUCUGUGGAGAGUAUUGCCGCAACAGCGCCUACCACUUUGCCACCACUCUCUUCUUUCGGCUUCUGAUCGUUGGGAUCAUGAUCAACCCCGUGAUCACGAUUUGGACACAAAGGAUUUACCGCCUCCGUCUCAUGCGCUUAUUCGGCCGAAUCCGUGAGAACUCUUCAACCGAGGUGUUGAUGGUCAGCAAUCAUCGUGCCCCAGAAAGACAACCAGAGCAUACUCCACUUCGAUGUGAUAUGUAA
Caenorhabditis briggsae is the source of this 963-nucleotide messenger RNA. The record is from RefSeq and is a predicted model, not a curated record. The transcript has 6 exons. Gene Ontology annotation, biological process: neuropeptide signaling pathway. Gene Ontology annotation, cellular component: membrane. Gene Ontology annotation, molecular function: neuropeptide receptor activity. The coding region runs from base 1 to 963 and encodes 320 amino acids. Lineage: Eukaryota; Metazoa; Nematoda; Chromadorea; Rhabditida; Rhabditidae.